CAAUCCAUCGCGGUCGAUUCCUUUGGCCUCCAAUGUAGGACAGAAUGAGCGAUAAUAAUAUCUGAGAUAUUUCAUUGCCACUGAGUAUGAUGCCUGGAAUUAAUAGCUUCGUGUGCAAUUAUCACUGUCGGAUGGUGUUAUAUAUGGAUGGCUUGAUCACUGCUCGAUAAAUAUGACAAACUGAUAAAGAUUUCGUAUUCCACAAGGAAACUCACAAAAAGCUAGCAAGCUAGCAACAUGUUGCAGCAACAUUUAGUUCUUAUCUCCGCAAAUAUGUAUGUUAUCAGUGCUAGUAGCUGAUAAACCACAUGGUUAUCUCGCUGAGUUCUAGCUGUGGCAAGAAGUUGGUCAUAGUAGAACCGUCGGCUGUUACAUCGACUACAGGUGAAUGCGACAACAUAAAAGUUGAAGCGAAUUAGUCAUUCAUUGGCCUUAAUAACGAAACGAAAGAAAUAUUUAAACGAUUUUUGUGAAUUUGCGAAAUAAAAUUAGCGAAAAUUUUCUUAAGAUUUCAAAGUCCAUUUACUGCAUAAACGGUAAACGGAAACGUAUAUUGAAAACUUACUUAAAGAAAUAAUGUGUUGAAAGCAGUUAAAAUUCAUAAAAAAUAAAUUCAAUUGGAACGAAACAAAAAAAGAAGUAACUCAAAAAAAAAACGAAAAUGCCCAUACCAGAUCGUAGCUCCGAUUUGUCAGCCAUUGCGGUCAAUACAAAUAUACCACAGGAUAGUGUUGAUUGUGGUAUACGAGUAUUGGGCUGGUGCCGUGGUCCUUCUUGUCAAAAAUAUGCCCGUCUUCGAAGUUUUGUUAUUGUUUUGGCCUGCGCUGGCCUCUUGCAGGGUGCCUGCGAAACCUAUUUCCGUAUCUCAGCUAAACAAGCCGCUCUGGAGCAUGAAUGGAACCCCUUAGUGGUGGAAUGGCUGCUAGUCAGUAGUGGUAUAUUUCAGGCAAUUUUCGCCUUAGCUUUUGCCUAUUGGGCUCACCGGAUGCAUCCCAUUAGCUGGUUGGGAGGCGUUGUUAUACUACAAGGCAUAACAUGCAUAGUGGCUAUGAUACCAUCAAUUAUGAAUUUUGCCGACGGUUUGCGCUUUCAAAACUCCGCCGACGACGAGAAUAUUUGCGCCACAUCUCUACAAUCAGGCAAAAUUCUUUCGGUUCAGAACAGUAAUAUGCUGAUUUUGGCUAUGAUGUUUAUACUACAAUUUGCUUUGGGAUUGGCAUCAUUGGCUUUCUAUACGGUUGGCAUUACCUACAUUGAUGAUAAUUCUCCUUCGAUUGACAGUGCGGCAGUGAUAGCUACUGCUUUUGGAGCCAAAUUAGUGGGCUUUCAAGGUGGAUUUUUUUUAGUUAUGGGAGUUGGAGCUAUCGGUUUGGGUUGGUGGCUGGGCUGGGUCAUAUUGGGGCCACUCGUUUUGACCAGUGGCAUUCUUUUGGGCUUGUUUCCUAAACAGCUGCCCAAAACGGUUAUCCAUCAAGCCGCUCAAAGGAUUAUCGAAGAAUCACGCAGUCGUCAGUUUGGUAGCCAAUUUGCUACAUACAUCGAUGACAUAGCUUUUUGGCCUUCGUUAAAAAGGAUUUUUGGCAAUAAAUUGCUCAUGUUCAAUAUUGUCAGCAUUAUGUUCAUACAAUCGGCCACCAUUAACUACUCGCUGCAGGAGGAAAACUAUCUACAGUCACGUUUCUAUUUGCCUUUUAGCGAAGAGGAUGGUUUGAGUCAGGAAUGGCAAGCGCGAUUUAUGUCAUUGUUUAUAAAACCUACAGUGGCAGGUGUUAGUAUGCUCAUAGGUGGCCUAUUGAUCUCCAAGUUGAAACUAACGGGAAGGAAAAUUGCUGCCAUUAAUAUGGGCAUGUGCAUAAAACUUUUCAUCAUUUAUAUUAUCUAUAUCUUCAUUAAAUGUGAUGUGGGCCCAAUAGCCGGUGUUAAAAAUGGAAAAAUUGAGCAACCCGGUUGUUCGAGAAAUUGUAUAUGCACUCCCACAUCAUUUUUGCCUGUGUGCCCGGAAAAUUCAACAGUUACUUACUUUGCUCCCUGCUAUGCUGGUUGCACACGAAUAUCGUCCAUCAAUAAUAUUGAGAUCUAUGAAGGAUGCAGCUGUGGCGGGACUAAUAAUUACGAAAUGGAUUUGACCAACAGCAAACGUGCCACUCUGGGUGCUUGCAGCUCUGAAAACUGUUUCAAAAUGCUGCUGGCCUUUCAGCUAUUGAGUCUAUCAACGGGUGUGGUGUAUGGCAUGACAACAAUAGGCAAAAUAAUCAUUAGCUUGCGAAGUGUGUUGCCCCAGGAUAAGGGUUUGGCCUUGGCAAUGGAGGUAAUGUGUCUGGGAUUUUUCGCCUAUGUUCCGGUUCACUUGGCCUAUGAUGUGGUAUCACGUGUCACCUGUGUCUAUUGGGCCCCCAACUAUACCCAAUGCUUGUUACGUGAAACGCCUAAGCAUGGCAAUAUCUUGAAUAUACUCUCAGCUUGUUUGAUCUUCGUGGGUCUUAUAUUUGAUAUUUUGGUAUUCAUUUUCAUCAAAGGAUUGAACAUUUACAACUGCAAAGUUACUGAUCUCAAUUAUACACCAUCACUGUAUUCAGCUGUACCACAGGGUGAUCCCACACAUACUCCCAUGAGUGUUAGUCCUGUGACCACAUCCACAAUAGCAACAAUACCAGGGCCACGGCCUCAGCCUCAGCCCACUAGGCAUGCUCCCAAUCCUGAAAUUACUGUGUUUCGUCAACCAUCAACAUUGACGAACUCCUCAGCCGGCGAUAGUAGUAUUAUUGAGCCUCCCACCAAUGGGGUGACUUAUGCCCAAGUUGUAUUUCCCCCGGACAAACGUAAACCAAAUGAUGGCAGUGCUAGUCCCAAGCGAAUGGCAGUAAGAGCUGAUGUUCCUUUGCAUCAUUUAUCCAACGACGAUGUGCGGGCGCCAUUGUCAAAUUUAAAAUCAUUUACUCCAAAUAAAGCAACGGAUGUAGAGCCAGGAUCAACUGGUGCCAUACCCAAACAGAAACUGUUGGAAACAAAUUUAGAUGAUAUAAGACCACAAAGCCCUGAAACUGAUUUUUAGUUUUAAAGACACUUAAUCUACAAAUAAGGCUAUGAAACAUGAGAAAAUACCCAGGUCUUUCCUUAGCUAGUUAGUCAUGGCUCAUUAUUUGAUGUAGCUUUAAUGUCAAUCUUCUGUUUAACUCCUUAAUCUUUGGAAGGGAGAGAUUUUGUCUGGUUCAAAUGAAAAUGAGGAUUAAAGCAUUUACCACAACCUUCCUUUAAUACGUUAAGAGAUAUUUUCAUAUUUAGAGGGUCUUAUUUAGGUGCUAGUAAUCACGAUCAUGUUGGAGACCUGGGUGGUUAAAUUUUUUUUAAGAUUUAUAACAUAGCAUUUAUUUAACAAUAACAAGGACAUUAAUUCUUAAUAUUAAAUAUGAAGCAUAGGACAAAUUCAAACAUCCCGAUUUACU
Molecule: messenger RNA, 3443 nt
Organism: Stomoxys calcitrans (stable fly)
Lineage: Eukaryota; Metazoa; Arthropoda; Insecta; Diptera; Muscidae
Gene: Oatp33Eb
Product: solute carrier organic anion transporter family member 1A5
Exons: 8
Coding region: 662-3052 (796 amino acids)
Biological process (GO): sodium-independent organic anion transport; transmembrane transport
Cellular component (GO): membrane
Molecular function (GO): protein binding
Source: RefSeq, a predicted model, not a curated record